UUUGUUUGUCAGGAACUACACAGAGAGCGGUCAUGUUUGCGAUUUGACUGCAUAACCCUGGGCGGUGUUGAUAGUUAUCUGUCAACUUUGUGUUUUGUUGUGGAGUAUCAUUGGUGCUCCACUGCGUUAUCAGGUGAUUGAUUUGGGGUCUUGGACAACAAGCAGUUGCCAUAUGUUUCACGUUAUGCAAUGACAGUGACAGAGUGACUUUUUGCAGCUAAAACAAGCUAGCCCCGCUAGCCUUCUCGAUCGGUUCAGUCAAACAUCUUUAGGUCUCUGCUGAGAAGUUACGCGCUCGACAGGUGUCUGCCAUUCGCAGCUCGUAAAUCCUCUCCGUUAGUUUUUCAGCUUCAUUUUUGUGCUUCAAAUGGCUUUGGUAACUACGUUAAGACGGCUGGUUCAGAAUAGUCUACGUGAAUAUUCCCGGAAGGCGUCGGCAGUAACCUGGCCGACGAAACAAAGGAGUUUUUCCGUCGGCACACAGCCUCUCAGAUCGGACAACAAGGUGACUGUCAACUUCAUCAACCGAGAUGGGGAGAAGAUCACAGUGAAAGGAUCGCCUGGAGAUUCUCUGCUAGACGUUGUCAUCAACGAAGACCUCGACUUUGAUGGUUUUGGAGCGUGCGAGGGAACACUGGCGUGCUCCACAUGCCAUCUGAUCUUUGAUGAGGAGAUGUAUAAGAAGCUGGGGCCCAUCACAGACGAGGAAAUGGACAUGCUAGAUUUAGCCUACGGCCUGACUGACACAUCUCGUCUGGGUUGCCAGAUCUGCUUGACGAAGUCUCUGGAGGGAAUGGUAGCCAGGGUUCCAGAGAGUGUAGCCGACAUCCGACAGACCAAAGAUGGAUUAUCUUAACAGGAAACAUGUGGCUGAGAACAUGAGUGUAGAAAGUGAGGGUACAACACAUGCACACAGAGACGAUGGUAGGUGGAAUCUGUCAGUACUGCUGUGGGCUGCCAUAGAACUCUUUUCCCACUUUCUUUUAAUAAUAAAGUCAUAGCUUACUAAAGUGAGCUCUCAAAAACCAGGAAGUUCAAAUAUGCAAUUUUGACUUUCAAAUUAAUUUUUUUAUAGAAUGUAAACCUGCAGUACGCAAGAUUUUUAGACUAACAAGGCUGUAAUGCUCGGCUUACAGGAGAAACCUGCAGGCCUUAGUGUGGAAUCAAAAUAUUUAUGAGAUAUAAACUGCUGUCUGUUCUGUUUAUUUUAAUCACUGCCUGGGGGGGGAAAAAAAAAUACUUGUUGUACCUUUUCUUCCUGCCUAAUUUCCUAAUUGUGACUAAAUUUACAAUGUGAGCUCACGUUUAUAUCUCAGCACAGAGCUGGACCUUCUGGAAAUGUACACACUUCCUCUCACAUGAACAGUUAGUCAUGUCUGCGGAGGACCCAAACUGCCAAAAGAAAAUGUGACUUGGUAUGUAAAGUCAUGUAGAAUCAUAAACCUCCCAUAUAUCGCACUUUGACUGAUUUCAGUUCAAAGUGUCAGGUAUUUAAAAAAAGAUAUAUAUAUGAAAGCAAAUAUUAAUGCUGAAGAAAGUUAAACAUUAUUUUGUCAGUUUUUCUAAACACAUUUUAAUAGUUUUGUUCCAUUUACUGGAAUUCUUUUUUUUUUUUUGAUUUUGGUAUUUUUGGACUUCCAUGUCGACUCAACAAGGCUAAAGGAAAAGGUGGUACGCCUGACUGAAAUGUUCACGUAUUGAACAACAAGAAGUUCAACACCUUACAGAUUUCUUCUGCUGUCCCCUGAAAAAUGUUUAUUUUUGAUCAGAUCCUUCAUGUAACCUUAAUUUCAUCUUGUUUGUGUACACACAACCAUCUGCGUUAAAGAAUGAAAGAAAAAUAAAACUUCCUCUUUCUAGCA
Neolamprologus brichardi is the source of this 1862-nucleotide messenger RNA. Its product is annotated as adrenodoxin-like. Lineage: Eukaryota; Metazoa; Chordata; Actinopteri; Cichliformes; Cichlidae. Gene Ontology annotation, cellular component: mitochondrion. The record is from RefSeq and is a predicted model, not a curated record. Gene Ontology annotation, biological process: P450-containing electron transport chain. Gene Ontology annotation, molecular function: 2 iron, 2 sulfur cluster binding; electron transfer activity.